This is a messenger RNA of Limulus polyphemus (Atlantic horseshoe crab), 2104 nucleotides long. RefSeq names its product aminomethyltransferase, mitochondrial-like. Gene Ontology annotation, molecular function: aminomethyltransferase activity; protein binding. The transcript is spliced from 8 exons. Gene Ontology annotation, biological process: glycine catabolic process. Gene Ontology annotation, cellular component: mitochondrion. NCBI's taxonomy places the organism in Eukaryota, Metazoa, Arthropoda, Merostomata, Xiphosura, Limulidae. The record is from RefSeq and is a predicted model, not a curated record. Bases 91 to 1377 code for a protein of 428 amino acids.
UUUUCAUAAAGUUUCCAGUGAUGGUAUGAUGAUAAACAAAGUUUCUGGUGUUGAUAUACGUAAAUGCCUGUUACUUUUUUAUUAUAAAUAAUGGCAUCCGUUAACCUUUUUAAAAAAGCAACUACAAAAUUUCCGUCCUCUUUUUUAAAUGAAGCUAGGUUAUCUUUUGUCUCUUCGUCAUUAUUACCAUUCAAUUUUCAUUCAGUUUUAAACGCUAAAAUAAUACGCCGUUCAUUGAGUCAGCUGCCUCUGAAGAAAACAUGUUUAUACGAUUUUCAUGUUGCCAAGGGAGGUAAAAUGGUGCCCUUUGCUGGGUUUGAAAUGCCAGUGCAGUAUGGCAACCACAGCAUAUCUGCAUCUCACGUUCAUACACGAGAACAUGUUAGUUUAUUUGAUGUGUCACAUAUGCUACAAACAAAGCUUUUUGGAAAAGAUAGAGAGAAAUUUAUGGAAAGUUUAGUUGUUGGUGAUAUUCAAGGCCUAGGUGACAAUCAAGGGACCCUAACACUGUAUACAAAUGACAAUGGAGGCAUUAUCGAUGACCUAAUCGUAACUAAGACUGAGCAAGGAUAUCUGUAUGUGGUAUCAAAUGCUGGAUGUAUUGACAAGGAUUUGGCUCAUGUUCAAUCGAAGCUGACAAAGUUUCAGAAACAAGGAGGAGAUGUUCAGCUGGAAGUUCUUACUGAUCGAGGUUUAGUUGCUGUUCAGGGACCAGGUAUGAUGCAAACAAUGCAGCCACUGGUGGACUGUGAUCUUUCACAACUAACUUUUAUGACCUCUACCAUAACCAAAGUUUGUAAUGUUUCUGAUUGCAGAGUGACACGUUGUGGUUACACUGGAGAAGAUGGUGUUGAGAUUUCUGUUCCUGCUAGUAAAGCAGUAGAUAUUGUCAAAGAAAUCCUUGCUUCAAAGGAAGAUGAUGUGAAGUUAGCUGGGUUAGGUGCGAGAGAUACAUUGCGGUUAGAAGCAGGACUUUGUCUCUAUGGAAAUGAUAUUGAUGAGAAUACAACUCCUAUUGAAGCAGGAUUAGCUUGGACCAUAGGGAAACGGCGUAGAGAAACUGUAGAUUUUCCUGGUGCAUCUAUUAUUUUGAAGCAGCUAAAAGAUAAACCUCUGAAGCGAAGAGUUGGUCUUGUUUCGUCCGGUGCUCCUGCAAGAGGCCAUACUCCAGUACUAGAUCAGAAUGGGAACCAGAUAGGUGAGGUUACUAGUGGUGGACCCUCCCCAUGCCUCAAGAAGAACAUUGCCAUGGCAUAUGUACUGAGUGAAUAUGCAAAACUUGGAACCAAGCUGCAGUGUGAAGUAAGAAAGAAACAGAUACCAGCUGAAGUGGUUAAGAUGCCAUUUGUGCCUGCUAAAUAUUUUACUAAGAAGUGAAUUGUUACAUCUGAAUGAAUAGUUCUUUUUUGUUUUAUUAUAAAAAACUUAGCUAAAUAUAUUGAGUUAUAUUUUCAGCAGCUAGCUUGUAAAAUCUACUUAUUGAGCUGCCAUAUAUCUUAUUUAGAAGUUUGUUCUUUAACUUGUCAAAAAUGUUAAAGUUUAAAGUCAUUUGUGUGUUUAUAUUUUGUCAUUUUUUGCCGUUGUAGUACAAAUAUAUUAAUAUCUAAUACUUUGAUCUCUCUCUCUAUUAAUGUGUGGUAUAGAAAAUGUGUGAACUUGAAAAAAUAGUCCUGCAUCUUCAAGAAGAACUUUGUUGAGAAAUUUGAGUAACAAGAGUGUGUGUGUGUGUGUGUGAAUAAAUAUUAUUUUUUCCAUAAUGACUCUAAAUGCUGUGUGUAUAAUAUACUACAUUGCCUGCAUCUGUGAGGCCAGCAUAACCAAGUCUUACCAUGGUUACACAUAACUUGAUAAAUUGUAUUUUCUUACAUUACUUCUAAUAGUAAUAAUUGUAAACUAUAAAUGUUACUUUAUUAAAAUAAUUUCUGUUCAAUAAUGUAUUGAAAGAUGAAUUUAUAAGCUUGUUGAAGCAGUUCAUGAAAUAGUAUUGUGCAGUGUUUUCUGAUCACUAAAUAAAAUACCAAAGACUUUACUAUUAUUUGACAUAUUUUCUGCAUUUACAACAGAAUUUGUAGACACCGGACAAAAAUUAUGUUAUGAAAUAGUA